UCUGGUGAAAUUCACAUGAUUGUGGGGCCCAUGUUUGCUGGAAAAACUUCCACUCUUCUCAGGAGGAUUAAGACCGAGAGCAGCAAUGGAAGGAAAGAUUAUAGUUUGGGAAAACAAAUCCAUUGGCAAAUGAUAGUUGUAUAUGCAACAAUAAUCAUUGGAUGUGUUCCCAAUGAAUAUCUAAAUGUUAAAUUGUUGAUUUUAUAUGCAAAGGCAGGAGAUCUUAAUCUAGCCCAUAUUCUUUUUGAUAAGUUACAAAUGAAAAGCUUGGUCUCAUGGAAUUCGAAGAUUGCAGGCUAUGUGCGGAAAGGGUUGGAAGAGGUGGGCUUGAGCAUGUUCCAUAAGAUGAGAAAAAAUGGUUUGAUACCAGACCACUAUACCUUUGCAUCAGUCUUUAGGGCUUGUGCUGCUUUAGCAAUCCUGGAACAGGGCAGGCAAGCCCAUGCUUUGUGGAUCAAGUGUCAAAUUAGUGGAAACUUUGUAGUUAAUAGUGCUCUCAUGGAUAUGUAUUUCAAGUGUAGUAGUCUCUCUGAAGGGCAUAUUGUAUUUGAAAAGUUUUUAGAUAGAAAUAUUGUUACCUGGUUGGCUUUGAUAUCUGGUUAUGGACAGCAUGGAACAGUGGUAGAGGUUAUAGAAUCCUUUCAUAGGAUGUUAGAUGAAGGUUUUAGACCCAACCACGUUACAUUUCUUGCAGUUCUUUCUGCUUGUAGCCAUGGAGGAUUGGUGGACAAUGGCUGGGAAUAUGCAUUGGAUUCAAUUGUUACUCAUGAUGGAGAAAAAUUUCCAUGCUGGCCAUUGGCAAAUCUUUCAUCAUUCAGACAAAAUUUUGCAUCGGACCAUUAUGAACAGCUAGAAGUUAUUGGUAUAGAUGAGGCACAAUUUUUUGAAGACCUUUAUGAUUUCUGCCGUGAAGCUGCUGACCACGAUGGAAAGACUCUGAUUGUUGCUGGAUUGGAUGGUGACUAUCUAAGGAGAAGUUUUGGGUCCGUGCUUCAAGUUAUACCCCUUGCGGACUCUGUAACCAAUUUAAAUGCUCGGUGUGGGCUCUGUGGUAGACAAGCUUUCUUUACAUUGAGAAAGACAGAGGAGACUGAAACAGAACUAAUCGCUGGGGCUGAAGUGUACAUGCCCGUUGUCGAAAACACUAUGUGAGUGGACAAGUGGUCAAAGAAGCUGCAAAGACACUGUUAGAAUCUCAAAGGGUUCAAUGUGGUGCAGUUGUGUAGUUGUGUACAACAUCAUAGGAAA
Molecule: messenger RNA, 1248 nt
Organism: Coffea eugenioides
Lineage: Eukaryota; Viridiplantae; Streptophyta; Magnoliopsida; Gentianales; Rubiaceae
Product: pentatricopeptide repeat-containing protein At4g16470-like
Exons: 7
Coding region: 16-1152 (378 amino acids)
Biological process (GO): thymidine metabolic process
Molecular function (GO): protein binding; ATP binding; thymidine kinase activity
Source: RefSeq, a predicted model, not a curated record